Molecule: messenger RNA, 2155 nt
Organism: Suncus etruscus (white-toothed pygmy shrew)
Lineage: Eukaryota; Metazoa; Chordata; Mammalia; Eulipotyphla; Soricidae
Gene: RAD23B
Product: RAD23 homolog B, nucleotide excision repair protein
Exons: 10
Coding region: 78-1349 (423 amino acids)
Biological process (GO): proteasome-mediated ubiquitin-dependent protein catabolic process; nucleotide-excision repair
Cellular component (GO): cytosol; nucleoplasm
Molecular function (GO): polyubiquitin modification-dependent protein binding; proteasome binding; damaged DNA binding
Source: RefSeq, a predicted model, not a curated record
CCCGCGGCCCGCAGCCCGGCCCAGACCCCGCCCAGCCACGGCCAGCAGCGCGCCGCGGGCCCGACGGCGGCGGCACCAUGCAGGUCACCCUCAAGACCCUGCAGCAGCAGACCUUCAAGAUCGACAUCGACCCCGACCAGACGGUGAAAGCACUGAAAGAGAAGAUUGAAUCUGAAAAAGGGAAAGAUGCCUUUCCUGUUGCAGGGCAAAAAUUAAUUUAUGCAGGUAAAAUCCUUAAUGAUGAGACUGCGCUGAAAGAAUAUAAAAUUGAUGAGAAAAAUUUUGUGGUGGUUAUGGUGACAAAACCUAAAGCAGUGACAACACCAUCACCAUCAUCAGCACCAGCUACAACUCAGCAGUCAAGUCCUACAGCCGCCACCACCACUACUAUCACCACCACCACCACCACCACAGUUAGUCCCCCUGCAGCUCCAGCUGUGGCUCAACCUUCAACUCCCACCCCAGCUUUAGCUCCCACUCCCACACCUGCAGCCAUCACUCCAGCUUCAACCACAGCAUCUUCUGAACCUGCACCUGCUAGUGCAACUAAACAAGAGAAACCUGCAGAAAAACCAGCAGAAACCCCAGUAGUGGCUUCCAGCCCAACAGCAACUGACAGUACAUCAGGAGAUUCUUCUCGGUCAAACCUCUUUGAAGAUGCAACAAGUGCACUUGUGACAGGUCAGUCUUACGAGAAUAUGGUAACUGAGAUCAUGUCAAUGGGUUAUGAAAGAGAGCAAGUAAUUGCAGCCCUGAGAGCCAGUUUCAACAACCCUGACAGAGCAGUGGAGUAUCUUUUAAUGGGAAUCCCUGGAGAUAGAGAAAGUCAGGCUGUGGUUGAGCCCCCUCCAGCAGCUAGUUCUGUGGCUCCUCAGUCUUCUGUGGCUGCAGCUGCAGCAACUACAACAGCAGCGACUACAACAACAAGUUCUGGAGGUCACCCUCUUGAAUUUUUACGGAACCAGCCUCAGUUUCAACAGAUGAGACAAAUUAUUCAACAGAAUCCUUCCCUGCUUCCAGCUUUGCUACAACAAAUAGGUCGAGAAAAUCCUCAGUUACUACAGCAAAUUAGCCAACACCAGGAGCAUUUUAUUCAGAUGUUAAAUGAGCCAGUUCAAGAAGCUGGUAGUCAAGGAGGAGGAAGUGGAGGAGGCAGUGGAGGAAUUGCAGAAGCUGGAAGCGGUCAUAUGAAUUACAUUCAAGUAACACCUCAGGAAAAAGAAGCUAUAGAAAGGUUAAAGGCAUUAGGAUUUCCGGAAGGACUUGUAAUACAAGCAUAUUUUGCUUGUGAGAAGAAUGAGAACUUGGCUGCCAAUUUUCUUCUACAACAAAACUUCGAUGAAGAUUGAAAGGGACUUUUUUUAAAAUCUCACACUUCACACCAGUGCAUUACACUAACUUUGUUCACUGGAUUGACUGGGAUGACUUGGGCUCAUAUCCACAAUACUUGGUAUAAGGUAGUUGAUUGUUGGGGGUGGGGAGGGAGGGAUCUAGGAUAUAGGGCAGGGAUAAAUACAGUGCAUGUCUGCUUUCAAUUAGCAGAUGCCGCAAAUCCACACAGUGUGUAAAAUAUUAUACAACCAAAAAUCAGCUUUUGCAGGUCUUUUAUUUCUUCUGUAAAACAGUAGGUAACUUUUCCUAGGUUUUACUCUUUUUAGUGUUCUAGAUCCAGAAAUUUAGUGUAAUGCCCUGCUUUGUAUUUCUUUGGCUUAGCAUUGGUUUCAGAAAGAAUCUUUGCUGUCUAGAAUCUACAAUCUAUUCCAUGGCAACACUGGAUAAUGGUUUUGUGAAACUUUAAAAAAAAAAAAACUUUUUUGAAGCAACUAUAAACGGAAAUGCCAAAUUAUUAAUGGUUAUUGUUGCUGCUUCAAAUAAGUAUAAAGUAAAUGUAAUGAAGCCCAUUCUUUCAUGCUAAAUACUGGGUGGGGUGGGAUAGUCACAGAACCUUCACUUAAAAUGAAAAUAAUUACUGCUAUUUUAAAAUUUCUUGAUCACUGAAUGCAAGACCCUUCUAACAUGAUUUUGAGAAGCUGUACAAGUAUAGGCAGUUAUUUUCCUGUUUACAUUUUCUUUUCAAUUUGUUUUUUGUGGGAAAUGGUAGGUGUCUGAUUACUGUUUACUUCAUUGUUACAUUGCAGUAAAGUUUUAAAAUCCA